Messenger RNA from Drosophila rhopaloa, 1196 nucleotides. RefSeq lists its product as uncharacterized. Gene Ontology annotation, biological process: regulation of transcription by RNA polymerase II. The record is from RefSeq and is a predicted model, not a curated record. Gene Ontology annotation, cellular component: nucleus; transcription regulator complex. NCBI's taxonomy places the organism in Eukaryota, Metazoa, Arthropoda, Insecta, Diptera, Drosophilidae. Bases 475 to 1143 code for a protein of 222 amino acids. The transcript has 2 exons.
UGAGUGCACGAGUAAUGUUGAAAAUUGGUAGAAUAUAAAAUUAGUACAGCAAAAGAAAAAUGAGUAAAGACCGAUUUAUAAUUAGACAGUAACCAAUAUCUAUUGAAAUAUAUUGCCCGUAUUCACGAAAAUCUAUGUAAAUUUCAAAACAAACAAAAAUAUUUAAUACUUAACAGGAAGUAAGAAAUAUAUAUUACAUAUCUUAACCAUACAAUUAUUUCUUAUAUAAGAGUUCCCUAUUUCCGUUUUAUCCUCUAGUUUUUAUAUUUAGAAGUUGUUUCCUUACAGUGUGUUCACCUAUUUGAGUAUCUACUGUUCUUUGUAAAAUAAACAAACAUAGCUCAAACAAGGGAUCAACCAAAUUGAAUCAAGAGUUAAUACAUUUUGUAAAGUACUAGCCAUUUAGGCAUCAUAAAUUCCAGAUAUUUAAGGCACACAGUACAAAACUUAAAGCCGAAGAAAUAGUUAUAAACAAUGCGAACUAGCUACAAGAAAAACCGACCCUUCGAUUUCAAGCUAAUAGAUUUGGUGGAACCCAAUCCAGUGCUUUAUAAAAGGUCUGGGCUCUCGAAUUACGAUGCAAUGAAGGCCAAAACAGAUAUUUGGGCGCGGAUAGCUGAGAUGAUGGGCUGUGAUGUGGACUUCUGCCUGAUGCGCUGGAAUAACUUGCACUACCAAUUCCGCAAGGAGUUCCGCCGGGCGGAUACCAGUGGUUCGACCUGGCCGUAUUUGGAGCGCCUCCGAUUUCUGGCCGACAAUCAGUCAUCUCCCAAGACCAAAAGCAAACCUAAGGUUAGGGAUUUAGCUGGCAAGCAGGAGGAUUCCGUCCAAGAGGAAAUUCCCGUGCAGUUUCUGUGGGAGACCUACGAAGAUGGUGAAGUCACCCAACAGCCCAGCACCUUCCUCAUCGAGGAGAUCGUCGAGGAACCCACCGAGCAGGUCAUCCAGGAGGAAAUUAUCUACGAAGAACAGGAGACAGCCCAGAUACUCUCCCCUAGAAGCAGCUUCCUCCAGAUGGACCAGGUCCUCGCCCAACUAAAGGAACCCCAGCGGAAACGGGCGGAACGUAGGAUCACAGCCUUUCUACUCAAGUGCCAAUUGCGUGCUCUGAGUAAUCAGUCCGGGAGGGAUCUGAUCAUAUAGUUGUUACUUUACAUACUCUCAACUUUAUUAAAAUAAUAAAAAAACUAAAAUUA